Molecule: messenger RNA, 10062 nt
Organism: Oncorhynchus mykiss (rainbow trout)
Lineage: Eukaryota; Metazoa; Chordata; Actinopteri; Salmoniformes; Salmonidae
Gene: per2
Product: period circadian clock 2
Biological process (GO): circadian regulation of gene expression; negative regulation of transcription by RNA polymerase II; entrainment of circadian clock by photoperiod
Cellular component (GO): nucleus; cytoplasm
Molecular function (GO): transcription corepressor binding; transcription cis-regulatory region binding
Source: RefSeq, a predicted model, not a curated record
GGGCUGUUUCCAUAUUCUUGCCCUGGAAAAAACAAUUAUCUAAGCCAAGGACCUCAUGGUAUAGGGUGGGGCUAACUGGUGCUAAGGGCGGAGCUCCAAAUAAAGUUAUUGCAAAGAGGUCUAUAAGAAAACGAAUUAGUCGGAGACAAAUGCAUUGUGUUAAACAAAAGCCUGCUGGCAUUUUGCACUGCUCCAGCAAGAUACAACUAUUCCUUUUGAAAACCAACAUAAGUCUUUGGAAUCAAAGAAAAGAGACGAGGAACUACUUUAACUGACAGAAAACUCUCAGCCUCUAAUCCACCCAUUCUCUCCAGCGUCUUGCAGAUGGUGUGAUUGGGUUUGGCUUCUUCCAUUCUCUACCCAGCACAUCUCUGGUUUCAAACCCUCAACACACCACACCUCCCUAAUGUCAGAGGAUUCAGACCCGGGGUGCAGCUCCAUGCCCAGGGGGGCCCCCUCGUGCAGCUCCAUGGCCCAGCUCCAUCGUAUGAGCAGUUAUGGCCAGGGUGGUCCAGACCUGGGUCUUGCCUCAGAGGGCAGUGACAGCAUCCGGUGUAAGAACGUCUGCUCACGUUCCUGCCACGACGACGUGGAGAUGAAGAGCAGUGGAUCCAGCGGGAGCGAGACCGAGUCACACGGCAACGAGAGCCACGGAAGCCAUGGAAACGAGAGUCAUGGCAACGAGAGUCAUGGUAACGAGUCGACAGGUAGCUCCAACGGCAACAGCAAGGACUCCGCCCUCCUGGAGUCGUCUGGGAGUAGCAAGAGCCCCUCUCCUCCCAGUAGUUCCAAUGCCUUCAGCCUGCUGAAUUCUGAGCAGGACAACCCCUCCACCAGCGGCUGCAGUAGUGAGGAGUCCGCUAAGACCAAGACCCAGAAGGAGCUGCUCAGGACCGCCAAGCAGCUCAGACAUCUCCUGCCUGCUGACAAGAGGAACAAAGGCAACAAGUCCAGCUCCCUAAACACCCUGAAAUACGCACUGCGCUGCGUCAAACAGGUGGAAGCCAAUGAGGAGUACUACCAGCUGCUGAUGACCAAUGACAGUCAGCCAUCAGGCCUGGAAGUGUCCUCUUACACCAUCGAGGAGAUAGCCAGCAUCACCUCAGAGUACACCCUCAAAAACAAUGACACCUUUGCUGUAGCUGUAUCUCUGAUCACGGGGAAGAUCGUUUACAUCUCAGACCAGGCCGCCUCCAUCCUCAACUGUAAACGGGGCAUCUUCAAGGACGCCAAGUUUGUGGAGUUCCUGACUCCCCAGGACGUUAGUGUUUUCUACAGCUUCACCACGCGCUACCGCCUGCCCUCCUGGAGCAUGUGCACCGGAGCAGAGUCAUCCCGGUCGGACUGCAUGCAGGAAAAAUCGUUCUUCUGUCGGAUCAGUGGGGGUAAGGAGUGUGAGGGGGACCUGCAGUACUACCCAUUCUGUAUGACCCCCUACCUGAUGAAGGUGCAGGAUAAGGUCCAUUCUGAGGACCAGUUCUGCUGCCUCCUACUGGCUGAGAAGGUGCACUCCGGAUACGAGGCUCCCAGAAUCCCUAGUGACAAGCGCAUCUUCACCACCACACACACUCCUAGCUGUGUGUUCCAGGAUGUGGAUGAGAGAGCUGUUCCACUUCUUGGGUACUUCCCCCAGGAUCUGAUUGGCACCCCAGUCCUUCUUCUCAUGCAUCCCGAUGACAGGCCUGUCAUGUUGGCCAUUCACAAGAAGAUCCUUCAGUACGCUGGCCAGCCGUUCGACCACUCCCCCAUCAGGUUCUGCACGCGGAACGGAGAGUACGUAAUCGUCGACACCAGCUGGUCCAGCUUCGUCAACCCCUGGAGCCGCAAGGUCUCCUUCGUUAUCGGGAGGCACAAAGUCCGCAUAGGCCCGGUGAAUGAGGAUGUGUUUGUGUCCCCGCUCCCUGCCCUCAUGGAGACUAUGGACUCUGAAGUCCAGGAGAUCACUGAGCAGAUCCACAGAUUGCUACUACAGCCGGUGCACAACACUAGCUCCAGUGGCUACGGUAGUGUGGAAAGCAACGACCACCUUGCAGCAUCUCAGGUGAUGACCAGCGAGGGCAGCCCAAGCAGGACACACAUCGAGGAGGAGGGGGAGAGCAGCUGGGCCAAACCUCAGAGGUCAUUCCAGGAGAUCUGUAAAGGUAUCCACCUCCAGAAGAGUCAGGAACAGCAGAUCUACCAAGCCUCCUCCUCAGCCAUGCCUGAGACCAAGAAGAGCCCUGGCAAGUUACUCCAGAAGAGUCCAGCAGGGGUGCGUUCCAAGGAAUCUGCAGCCCCUGUGGCCCCUCUGAAUUGGAGGGACAGUGGGGUCAGUGCUGGGGUCAGUGGGCUGAGCCUGGAGGACAGCAGCAGCAGGACUGCAGUACAGGAGGAGCAGCUGGCCUUCAACGACCAGACGGUCUACUCCUACCAACAGAUCAGCUGUCUGGACAGUGUCAUCAGAUAUCUAGAGGGCUGUAAUGUUCCCAUCACUAUGAAGAGGAGGUGCCACUCUUCUGACAACACUAUGUCCUCAGAUGAGGACAAGCAGAAAGGAGGGGACAAUCCCAUGCAAUUAUCUGAAGAGAUCGUAGAUGUAUCUGUGGCUCGGGUUGAGGUGGAGGGGGGCAGCCAGACUCCUGGGCCUCCCCCCAAUGCUGUUUCACCUCCCAGCCUGGAGAGGGAGCCCUAUAAGAAGCUCGGUCUGACCAAACAGGUCCUAGUAGCCCACACCGUGAAGGAGGAGCAGACCUUCCUGUGUCGCUUCAGGGAACAGAGGGGAGUCCAGGCCUUCCAGGCCAACUGUUCCCAAUACCUGGAGCGCCAGAAGGGACAGGGUGCCGCUGAUGCUCUGCCCGCUGUGCGCCCAUGCACGCAGGCCGAGCCCGCUGCCCGCCGAAGUGGGCGCAACAAGAAGACCAAGUCUAAACGGGUGAAACAGAACGAGUCGUCCGACAGUUCCGUGUCUCAUAGGAGAAGACAGCCGCAGCCCCGACCCCACCUCCUCAACCAGGGCCUCAACCAGACCUCCUGGUCCCCCUCCAACACUUCCCAGUCCACUUUGCUGCCCCUGGCUUACCCCACCGUGGUGCCAGUCUACCCCCUCCAGGUCUACACUGGGGCGGGCACCAUGGCUGGCACCAUGCCUACCCGCCCAGAGAAUUCAUUGGCAGGCUUUGGUGACUGCCAGGGCAACCAGGAUCCCCAGUGCCCGCCACCAAACAUCCAGCCCUCGCCCUUCUCUACUCCCAUGGUGACCCCCGUGGUGGCUCUGGUUCUCCCCAGCUGCAUGUUCCCUCAAAUGGGAAGCGGGGCUCCAGGACAACAGCCUUUCUACCAGGCCGAGAAAGCCGGCUACCCCUCUCAGUCACAGCCCUUCCACCCACAGACAUCCCUCACCUUACCUGCUCAUGUUCCUUUCCCGGCUCAGCCACAGGCCUUUCCCCUACUGACGGCCUUCCCGAUCCCCGCCCAGCCUUUCUCACUCUCCAUGCCCAUGGAGGCUCCCAAGCCACCUGGGGAAACCACCCAGUCUCGCUGCUCCCCGCAUGGGACCAUGGGCGGCAGGGACCAAGCGUCCUCCCCUCCACUGGUCCAAUCAUGGUGCAGCUCGCCCCUGCAGCUGGAGGAGAUGUGGUGCUCCCUGGAGAGACAGGACCGCAUGGUGGUGGUGCCCUCCGUUGGCACACAAAGGAAUAACACCGUCAACAUGAAGGGAGGGAGCAUGGUCUGCCAAGCCAUGGAGAAGGUCAAGGAGCUUCAGCAGGUGGGCUCGCCGGGCAACGGUAACCAUAGCGACGUCAAUUCAUCAUCGAGUGACCUGCUGGACAUCCUGCUCCAUUCAGACUCUCGUUCAGGCAUCAGCUCAGGCACUUCCGGGUCCAUGGGUUUCAGCUCUAAUGGCUGCGGAACCUCAGCUAGAACGUCUAACAGCAGAAUGUCUAAUAACAGCCGAACGUUGGGAUGUGGAACGUCAGCUAGCGGAGUAUCUGGCAGUGGCACAGUAAGCAGCAGCCACACAAGCAACAACAGCAGCAACUACUUUGGCACCGUGGACUCCUCCCAGAACAGCUGCCAGCAGGUCAAAGUGCGCUCCAGCGGCGGGAGUGGUGGUAGCGCUAGCGAGGGGCGGCCAAUGGAGGUAGAGGAAAGCCAAUAUGACAAGUAUGUACUGCAGGAUCCGCCGUGGUUAGUCACCGCCAACGCUGACGACAAGGUCAUGCUGACCUAUCAGAUGCCCUCCCGGGGCAUCGACUGUGUGCUUAGGGAAGACCGAGAGAAGCUACGUGUGAUGCAGAAGAGCCAGCCGUGCUUCACCGGGGAGCAGCAGAUAGAACUGGGGGAGGUCCACCCCUGGAUGAGGAGAAGAGGGCUGCCCAAGGUCAUGGACGCCAAGUGUGGGCUGUGAGGAGGACACUCCAGAGGUGGUGUUGUCUGAGGAGCAGCCUGGCCUGGAUAUGGGAGACACAGAGACUGAGGAGGUCAGCCCCUACAGGAAGCCCGGCGAGGAGCCCUUUAACAUGGACACCUGUCCCUCUUCUGGCCUUGGAUCAUAACAGCCACAUCCAUUCUGCCCCUGUUAAUUGUAGCAGCAUCACCUCCGCAAAAGGCUCAUUCUCAAGCGACAUCAAUUAUUCACCAAGUCCCACCCUCAGCUGUUCCAUACAAGACCAUUUUUUUUAUUUUACCAGGCAAGUCAGUUAAGAACAAGUUAUUAUUUACAAUGACAGCCUACCGGGUGAACAGUGGGUUAACUGCCUUGUUCAGGGACAGAACGACAAGAUUUUUACAUUGUCAGCUUGAGGAUUCGAUCCAGCAACCUUUCGGUUACUGGCCCAACGCUCUAACCACUAGGCUACCUGCCACCCCAUAUUAGACUGCCUAGUACCGCUUGCACCCUGCGGGUACAAACCUUUUCUACAACAAACUAAACUGUAUUGAAAUUCUGCUACAGCCUGAGAGACCAGGGAACAUACAGACUGUUACAUCCCACCUGGUCAAUUCAUUUUCAGUGUGUGUGUGUGUGAGAGAGAGAGAGGAGAAAAAGAAGAGUGAGUUAGUGUGUCCACAACACAGUUCAUGUUCUAUCAAUUGUUUUUUCACUUAUUGAAAUUAAUGUUUUCAUUGAAAACGUUUUGACUGUAGUAGUCUUCUAUUUGUUUUAAUUUAGAGCCCUGGGGCUAGCGUCAACAUUUUAACACUGAUGCUCCCAAUUUAAAGAAGUUAGGAGCACCACAUGAAAUGUAGGAGCACCAGAAUAUAUUGUGUUUUAUUGUAAUACAGCCUAUAUUGGGCCUAUACGAAUUCAAUGUACUUUUGAGGGACAUGGUUUUCCCUAAAAACUAAUGUAACAUGUAAGAAAUGAAUUUAUUGUAAAAGCUAAAAAUAUAUAACCUUUAUUUAACCAGGUAGGCCAGUUGAGAACAAGUUCUCAUUUAUCAACUGCACCCUGGCAAAAUGUUGAAAGGAAUAACUGUCAUUGAAAUUACAAAGUAAUGUGUGGAAUAUUAGGUUUCUACAUUGUGUAAAAGCACUAUUGAGAUGCAUUACAUUGAAAAUUGUAUACUGUCUCUUCAAAAACGGCAGAAGAUCUGACAUUCAUGAUUUUCUACUGUCCCUGAUCUCCUGAAGAAGCUAUCCCUUUUCCUUUCUUUCUAUGCCCCCAAAUGUUUGGAUAUACUGGUAACGUUCCCAGGUUGUUAGCUAGCUAACCAAUGAGGUAACAUGACUGAAGUGUAAACAAAUGGAUAACGACAUGGUUUAUGAAUGUAAAAUGCGGUCCCAGCGACCCCGCUAUAUGAAGAUAAAAAUGCUGCGCCGGUAUUAUGGUUCAGAUCUUUUGACGUAGGCCCGGUUUUCCAAAAGAAUCUUAAGACUUAAGUUCAUUGUUAGCACCAUGGUGCUUAAUGGUUCUAACGAUGAAUUCAACGUUAAGAUGCUUUUGGGGAAACCCGAGGCACUGAUUGAAAUGGAAGCUUUCGCUGUGGUAAUGGUGCAACCAUGACUCUAAGGGCACUCGGGGAAAAUACGUUAGAGCGAAGCAUUAUUACAUCCCUUUAUUUUCUUUCUUUUUUCCUAGGCCCACAGUGCUCCCAAAAUAAAACUCCGGGUCACACAGCAAAAUAUUUUGUUGCAUAUCCAAUAUAUAACAUGAUGAUGAUGUUAUCUGUUUGUUGUUGAAAACACUUACAGGAUUUCUAGUCUAUUAUGUUGGCUGACUAAAAGGUGUGGCAGAAGAGGCUUGUAGAGAAGUUGCUUUCUAGCUUGUGGUUGAAUGUUCUCAUAGAGCCCUUUCCAGUACACCACACACUGACAGAUGUGCGUGACUCUUGACUGCAGUAAGAAAGCCAUCACCAUCUGUGCCCAUUCAACAUAGCCAUGGUUGACCUUUUUAGUACUUAUAACUUUAUUGGGUUCUCAUACACUUACAAUUGAUGUUUUAAUUCUAAAUGAAAAGUCGCUAAGAUUUAUAUUUGGUUGUGAUCUUUGCAAAAUAAACAUUUUGGAUGCAGCAGUUGUUAGCCUGAAUGCUAAAGCUCAUUGACAUAGGCUGUAGCAAAAGCUAAGCAAAGAGCCAUUUUACUGGUGGUGUUUGUUUUUUUUUAACAUUUAAUGCAGUUGAUUUGCGAUGAGGACGCAAACAUAAUAUUAAACAGGACAUUCAUACGAGCCUUAAAAUCCAAACGUAGUGUGAAAUGCACUCAUAAGCAACAUGUAAAUAGUAUUUUUUUUGCUGGCAUUCUAUAAGACGUCCCCCGUUUUUCUGUCAUAAACUUACGCGCAUCGCUCUCAUGCGGCAAUGUUUGCGCAUUUGAGGAAAGAGUGUCCUAGGAUCAGCUUUCCCAAACACAACACUAAUAAUUUUCCCAGUCGGUAUUAGAUAGGUGGUUACCUGGGAUAUAGGUUACCCUAUUGGCUCAGAGGGAAAACUUGACAUUUUUCAAACGCAAUUUUCUUGUCUACUUGUUUUAGUCAAUUACAAAACUACAUUUAAGGAAAGUACAACAUGUCUAUUACUUUUCAACAUUGCCUGCUCCCGAGCAGUCUCACUACUUAGAAAGACGUAAAAUUGUAAGGGCUUCCCUCAAGCCUCUUUUCAUGACGGUGCUAGCUAGCAGUCACAUGAGUGAGUGCUACAGCUAGCUCGCCAAGACCAACAACCCAAACAAACAGACUAUACAGCUACAAGUAGUGAGUGGAGUUAAGCAGACUACACUAAACAGGUUAAAUGGCUUACCUGUGAUGAAAUGUUUGCCACACAUAUAGCUACGUGUACCUACUUGCAGGGGUGCAACUUUCACUGGGGACGGGGGGGGCAUGACCCCACUUUCUGAAAUUGCAUUUUUGUCCCCUCCCCAGUUUUAUCAUUGCACUGUGAUACAAAAAGCAGCAUGGGUGUGCUUUAAGACCAUGCGCACACCUCAGAGCGGUCGGGCAGGCUGUUUGGCAGUUUAAUUUAGGACCACAGGACACCAUAGAGCAUGUAGAAACAGCUGUUGUCUGUGUGUGUUGUGGAUACUCUUUAUUUGACUGAUGUAGCUGGAAAGGCAACUGCUGUUACAUUUUUUUUUUAGUUUGUGUGACUGACAUGCAGCCUUAGCUAAUGCAUUAAUGUUACAUGUUUCAUCCCCUCUCGACUGAAAUUGUGUCUGAAGGGAUUGAACUACCUAGCAAGCUAAUAGCUACCACAGACAGUUCAGCUCUAGCCUCUAUCUAUUGUAUCUGUCAGGUAGCAGUAUCUAACAGCUGAGGUGUGUUUGGAAAGGUUUUGAACCCUUUGUUUUGUCCUGUUUCAACAGAAAUAAAUUGACUUUGGUAGUUUUCGGCAGCUGAUGUACCACCUGAGCUAGCCAAAAGUUGGCUAACGUUCGCUAGCUAACGAGCUCACUAACUUUAGCUAUUAUUUUUGCCUCAAUCACACUAGACCUGAAUCAAACGAUGAAACCAGCAGCCAAACAAUUGAAGACCGAUAUUCUGAUGUUUUUUGAAAGUGCAAUGUGAGCUUUUGUUAGUCAGAGCAAUGUUACGUUAUUUAUGUCAGUUUCCUUAGCUAAUUCCCUACUUUUCUAUCUGGCCUGGUACAGCUCUAAUGUUACAGGCUUCACUGUCAUGGUGCACAGUCAGUACACAACACUAUGCUCAUCAUGUCUUAGCAGGAUCAGAUGGUGACAGGUGGCCCUGCAGGGUCAGACAGCCAGGGAAUACCAGUCUAUGGAGCUCAGGUGAUUUUUUUUUUUGCAGUAUAUUAUAACAACCAGUGAAUGGAUACAACAUUCCAUCUUGAGUUGAUGGCUAGGCUACAGUCUGGGACCUGGGAAUAAUGGUAAUUUCAAUGAUUGAACCAUUGAUUCUAUUCUUGGACAAUAUAAUGUAUAAAGGUAUACCAAGGUAAUUCUUUGUCAUGCCUCAUCUGAGCAGGAUCAGGUGGUGACAGGGGUCUCAGCAGGGUCAGGCAACCAGAGAAGGCCGGUCUGUGACGGCGCUAAGGUGAACUUUUGCAGAUGCAACACUUUAAAGGUGCAGCACGGUCAUUCUGAUGUCUGCAUUGGCCAUGCAGCAUUUACGGUGACACGGCCUCUGCAGAAGUCCAGGCGUUCAUACUUCUUGCGCUUCGCAGAGCAGCGCAGAGCUGUUGUGAAGGAAGUUGUCAAGGAAGUGAGUUUGUGUUUAUACAGGACCUCCCGCCCUCACCUACCGUCAACAAUCAUGUCAAUGCAGAGCUAUACGGAGCCAUCCGCAUUGUUACAACAUUUGAGAGGUGAACAGUGAUGCAGUGCAGAGUGCAAUUUGGCCUCUGCGUGCCUUCGGAGGCUUCGCAAUUGUGUCACACCAUCCAUUCGGAGCCUCCGAACACAUUUUCGGACCAAGCAUAAUAUAUUGGCUCUUAUUCUCUCUGUGCAGCAAACACUGGACAAUCCAGAAGCUUGAAACUAUUUUAAGGGAGUCUGACAAACCUCUAAAAUUGAUAGAGGUUUUUCCAAUGACACUAAACAUGUCAAACAAAAAUGUGAGGAAGACCUGAGAGACACUAUUGAUGAUGAUGAAUUGAUACAGAUAUGUUUGAAUGCCCCAGUCUAUAAUUUUCUUACUCGUCAUUAUUCACUCAUCAUUCAGGAUGAUCCGUAAUCAUUGUAGAAUCCACAUUCAUGUAGAAGUGUUUAGAAACAUAUUCUAUUCUUAUUUACAAUAAAAGUGACCCCUGAAGGGUCAUAUUAGAUUGUGUAGAAAUGCCCCCCCCCCCCCCCCCCACACACACACCUAUUUCUAAAACCAAAGUUGUGCCCCUGCCUACAUGGACCCCGGGUCCCCACAUUUCCCCGUCUCCCACACCGAAUAGCCUGAAGCCACAGGGCUCUUCUCGUAGGCUUUAGUUCCUUACCUGGGAGCAUUGCAAACCCUGGGUCAGGAUUUUGUACCUGGUUACAUGUACACUGAACAACACAGCAUAUUUUCAGCAUUUUUGUUAUUUAACAAAAGAUCGACAACGAUCUGUCUCUUUUACAAUGAGGGUCUAUAUGAAAGUAUGUUGGUUUUCCUCAGUUUGUUGCGGUGGUUGAGGGCAAUUUCUUAUUAUUACCUGAAUACCGACUGGGACUGUAGCGUUAUCAGGCUUGCUGGCCUUGGAACUGUAUUGCAAUCAAAGCACUUUUUAAUUUUUUUAUUUCACCUUUAUUCAACCAGGUAGGCCAGUUGAGAACAAGUUCUCAUUUACAGCUGCGUAGUUUAUUACAUGGGCAUAAAGCAAUUGGAACAGAUGUCGAAGGCAUUUGUCAAGUCUAUUCUUCAAAGAUAAAGCAUAACAUUUAAAAAAUGUGCGAACACUCUAAACACACAAAUUGUCGACCUGCACUUUUCCUAAAUUAUUUCUGUACAGAUUGUCUUGUAUUUCUCUAUAUUUCUGUAUUUAUUGUGUUGUUGGAUAGUCACUCUAAAAUGUGGACAUUUAAAAAAAAAGUGCUAUUCUGUGUUGACAAUGUUUAAAAAUAAAAAUGAAAGAUUUCAAUAUAUUUACACUUUUCUAGGCUACUCUUUGUGAAAACAAAAAAAAUGCUAUUCUGUGUUGACAAUGUUUCAAAAUAAAAA